AUGACAAUUGCAGUAAACAUGGCGUCGCAUAACUGGAAUGCAGUGAUGUGUUGACAUUCAAACAAUUGCAAAAUGUCUAGCAACCCCGCGGGUAGAAGAAAUGGGGCACAAAAAAUUCGAUUAACAAUUCUUUGUGCCCGCAAUCUAGUCCGGAAAGACUUGUUCAGACUGCCAGACCCUUUCGCUAAAAUAUCAGUUGAUGGAAGUGGUCAAUGCCAUUCAACAGAAACUAUUAAAAAUACAUUGGAUCCAAAAUGGAAUUCCCAUUAUGAUCUGUACAUAGGAAAAACUGAUAACAUUACAAUUUCAGUUUGGAAUCAUCGCAAGAUUCAUAAAAAGCAAGGAGGGGGCUUUUUAGGCUGUGUUCGACUUGUCAACUCUCUUAUUCAGAGGUUAAAAGAUACCGGAUAUCAACGUUUGGAUUUAUGUAAAGCAUCCCAAGAUGACAACGAACCGGUUAAGGGACAAAUUAUCAUAUCACUCCUGUCCAGAGAUGGGCCUUGCGGCGGCACUCCGUUAGCUGUUGUAGGUCCUUUAGGUGAACUCAGGGGACCCGCAAAUCGCGACAUAUCACCCAAUGAAAAUGAUGAUCUGCCUCCCGGAUGGGAGGAACGCAGGACGGCCAAUGGUCGUCUUUAUUAUGUCAAUCACAUGACCAGAAGCACUCAAUGGCUUAAACCGCAAAUGACAAGUAAAAAUAGAACCUCUUUAACAAAUGGUAACACACGUUCAAUCAAUAAUCAAACAAAUAAUGCCAAUCCAGAUAAUAAUAACGUAAAUGAGAUAAGAGUUCAACAAAACGAUAAUACUAAUGUGGAAGUUCAAACCUCAGUGACCUCUAGCAGACCUAGUUCAAGUACAUCACCCACAUCACCAGUCAUCAGUCCUCAAAAGGAGCAUGUAGUGCCUUUGCGACCUGCACCGACAGUGCCCAUUGUUACUGUAGAAAAUAAUGUUCAAAAACCUCCAUACAUAUCACAGCGUUCCAAUAGUUUCAUUCCUGCUCCAAACAAAAGCUGUAACGUGCCUACCAACGUGCCCAAACUUACCAGUCAAUCCGGUAGUAGUAGUGGUUGUGGUAGUAGUAAUGGGCCUUGCGGCGGCACUCCAGCAAGUGCAAGAGAGAGGAGACAAAGGACUUCUGAAGAAAGAAGAGUUGACAGUGCCGGACGUAAACGGUCUGCUAGAAACAGGAAUUCAAUAGAUGUAUCUCAGAUGACUCCAUCUACAGCUUAUACUGCCCACAACUCAAAAUUGGAUCUGCCACCCGGUUAUGAAUUACGAACAACGCAACAAGGUCAAGUGUACUUCUACCACAUACCAACAGGGGUCUCAACAUGGCACGAUCCCCGUAUACCUAAAGAUCUUGCGCCUUUGGGUCUUUCAUUAGAUUCGCUUGGACCACUACCACCAGGUUGGGAAAUGCGCCAAACAGCUUCCGGACGGGUUUAUUUCGUUGAUCAUAAUAACCGCACGACCCAGUUCACCGAUCCUCGACUUAACGCACAAAUACUUGCCAACAUUCUUCGUAAAAAUCAUCCCCCAAUAAUAGUAACAACCACCACGGCGACUGCCACAACAUCUACGACCACGACAGUUGCACAAAUCACGCCAAGUACAUCGGGUCUUGGGUUGGCCAACAUCAAUCAACCUUCAACCCCAUCAGGUGCAAGCUCUACAUCCACUCCUGUCGUUUCACCAUCACAAAACAAUGUCGCACAACAAACUUCACGAGUUCGACAUUCCGAGAAUUUGGAUCUCCCUCACGGUCUUUUAAAUGAUUCUGAGCAUUUACCAAAAUAUCGAAGAGAUCUGGUCAGUAAACUCAGAGCUCUUAGAGCCGAACUGACUGCUCUUCAACCUCAGAGCGGCCAUUGCAGACUUGAGGUGUCUCGAAAUGAGGUUUUCGAAGAAAGUUAUAGAUUAAUUAUGAAAAUGAGACCAAAAGACAUGCGCAAAAGACUUAUGGUAAAAUUUAAAGGCGAGGAAGGUUUAGAUUAUGGCGGAGUAGCAAGAGAAUGGUUACACCUUUUAUCACGCGAAAUGUUGAAUCCUCAAUAUGGUUUAUUCCAGUACAGCAGAGAAGAUCAUUAUACUUUGCAAAUUAAUCCCGACUCAUCCAUUAAUCCAGAACAUUUGUCUUACUUCCACUUCGUCGGUCGGAUUCUUGGUAUAGCUGUAUUCCACAACCACCAACUAGAAGGAGGUUUUACACUGCCCUUUUAUAAACAACUUCUUAAUAAACCCAUUACAUUACAAGAUAUUGAAGGUGUGGAUCCCGAACUUCACCGAAGCUUAACAUGGAUGUUGGAAAAUAACAUUCAGGGUGUUAUCGACACAACAUUCUCGGUGGAAAAUAACAGUUUCGGUGCUAUAAAGGUCCACGAAUUGAAAUCAGGUGGUGCUGGUGUAACUGUUACUGAAGAAAAUAAAAAAGAAUACGUGAAAUUGUACGUUAAUUACCGUUUUAUGCGCGGAAUAGAACAACAAUUUUUAGCCCUUCAGAAAGGUUUUACCGAACUAGUACCACCAGCCCUUUUGCGUCCUUUUGACGAACGAGAACUUGAACUGGUGAUCAGCGGUAUUGGCUCGAUCGAUAUCGCUGACUGGCGUUCGAACACACGUCUAAAACAUUGCACCCCCGAAACUCCGGUAGUGCAAUGGUUCUGGCAAGUCGUAGAGUCUUAUUCGGAGGAGAUGCGUGCCCGACUUUUGCAAUUUGUCACAGGAUCGUCUCGAGUGCCCCUUCAAGGAUUUCGAGCUUUGCAAGGAAGUACAGGAGCUGCAGGCCCCCGCUUAUUUACGAUUCACUGUGUGGAAGUAUCUCCACAAAAUCUUCCCAAGGCUCAUACGUGUUUUAAUCGAAUUGAUAUUCCACCCUACGAAUCAUAUCAGGUGCUAUCAGACAAAUUGACACAAGCAGUUGAAGAAACGUGCGGUUUCGCGGUCGAAUGAUGGAAAUUUAUUGGUUAACUUGGUAAACGUUUAUAAAUCAUAUUGUUUGAACCUUAUUCAAAGGCCUAGUGGACAAUAAUUGAAACAGAAAAUUCUUAAAAUGCGUACUUAUGAACGAAAAGGGCAGAUUUUCUUUAAACAGAAUAGGAAAGAGGGUUACCGCUUAAAAUAAGAAAGUGCCUGGUAAUGGGAUAAAUUAUACACAAAGAGAUUCUUUUCUGGGCAACGUUAGAAUUACAUUACUUGAUUACAAAGAAUUGUUAGAAAGCGUUCUUUUUAUAUCAAAAGUGACUGAAAAUAGUGAAAAUUAUCAAUUUAAAAUAAACGACUUAUUUUAAAUGCUAAGUAAACAAACAAAAUUAAUUAGGUCAGCAAAUAUUAAAUAGGUACAGUAAUACUCCCAACUUACACGUUAGGUAUCGAAUAAGUCGAAUUCACGUAUGUCAGGAUACAAUUUUGCAUAAAAAAAAAUACAAACUAUGUUUAAUUGGAACCGGACACUAAAGAAAACAAUAAUUUAAUAGAAAAACGUUUAAUAAAGUCUUAGGUGAUACAACAAAUUAUCUGACGCAUCAGUGAUUUUUCUUCUUACACAUAACUUCCCAAGAGCAACCUAAUAACUUUUCUAUUUCUUGUUUUGUGGCAGAAAUACUCUCUUCGUAGGAGUGCAAGUUUUCCAAGAUUUGUAACCCUUUUUCAAUUAAAUUAAGGUUUUCUGUCAAGUUAUUAAUAUCUUUUGCGUAAAGACGAGGUAUUACUGUACGUAAAUUUAAACUUUUGAUAAAUAAAAUAAUUAAUGGGUUAAUUAAUAAGCUAAUCAGGCGCCAUUUUUUUAAAAUAGUAAAAAGUACAUUUUUUACGAGAAUUAAACUCAAUAUAGUAUGGAAGGGUUCUUUAUAAAUUGUUUACUGCUAAAAAUAAGACAACCCUUUUAAAACAAUAAUAAGAAAUGUCAUGUCUUAUUAUUAAAGAUAAGCAAUAAUAAAGUUAUUUUUCAUUACAUAU
This is a messenger RNA of Agrilus planipennis (emerald ash borer), 3960 nucleotides long. It is a transcript of the gene Smurf, whose product is annotated as E3 ubiquitin-protein ligase SMURF2. Gene Ontology annotation, biological process: ubiquitin-dependent protein catabolic process; negative regulation of BMP signaling pathway. NCBI's taxonomy places the organism in Eukaryota, Metazoa, Arthropoda, Insecta, Coleoptera, Buprestidae. The transcript is spliced from 11 exons. Bases 73 to 2955 code for a protein of 960 amino acids. Gene Ontology annotation, molecular function: ubiquitin protein ligase activity; protein binding. The record is from RefSeq and is a predicted model, not a curated record.